CAAAUAAAAUGUUUUGUUAUUGAUUUGAUGAAUGGCGUUUAUUUCUCUGCUGUGUGCCUUCAAAGGGUUAUCAAAGGGUUAUCAAAGGGUUAUCAAAGGGUUAUGUCACAUAUAGUUCAUAUCAUCUGUUUGAAAUCAUUGAUCUUUGUUGUUUGUUCCUCUUUAAAACAAAUAAACAAACUGUCAGUGAGGCUUGACUCUGAUCAACUUUAAUUUGAAAAUCUUGCACUUCCGGUUAAGCAGUCGCUUUCCCGGCUCACUCGGAGUCUUGUUACCAUAGCGACGCAGCAGCGGACACAGGAAGCAGCCAGACCGGAAACAAAAAGCAAACGACAAACAACAACAACGACAUGUCAUCACCUAGGAUGGGUGUGGUCAGAGACUCCAUGUUGACCAAUCCGCUGAUGAUCAAGGCGACUCUCGGUCAGUCCAGGUCCAGAUGUUUUUCACUUUCUGGUCCUUUUACUUUUGGAACCAGCAGCAGCUCAAGGCAGAAUGGAGGCGUGGCCGAAGUUCUGUCCAGCUGGAGGGUUCAGCCCAGACGAGAAGAGUUGGCUCCUCACAGGGUUGUGGUUCCGGACUUCGUGUCUCUGAACCGAAACGCGGUGAAGGCCGGACUGGUCUCGUCCAGUGAGGUGCGUCAGUACCGGGCCCAGGUGGGGGGGGGCAAGACAAAGCAUCCAACAUCCAAACAGCAGGAAGGCGGGGCUUCACAGCAGCUGGUAGUUCCUGACAUCACAACCAGGCCGUCGUCUCCUCUGUCAGACCUCCUCUCUCAUCAGUACGCUCGCCGCUGGAAGGACGAGCAGCUGAGCAGGAUUCAAACCAGCAACCACCACCAGCAGCUCAGGAUGAAACCAGGUUCUGACACCAGGACCAGUCUUCUGAGGAGGAGCAGACCUCUUCCUGCCACACGACCCCUGUUCAGACUGCAGCACUUCACCCAGGUGCCUCCUGCUGUCGACAGCUUCAGGGACCAGCAGGGGGCAGCAGGCUCCAAGUACUGAACCUGUGGGAUCAUCUUCACAAUAAAACCUGAAAUAAAAUAAAAUGUUGUUGUCUAUGUGUCCAGACCUGUAAAGAGAUAUGUGU
Molecule: messenger RNA, 1092 nt
Organism: Paralichthys olivaceus (Japanese flounder)
Lineage: Eukaryota; Metazoa; Chordata; Actinopteri; Pleuronectiformes; Paralichthyidae
Product: cilia- and flagella-associated protein 77
Biological process (GO): regulation of DNA-templated transcription
Molecular function (GO): DNA-binding transcription factor activity, RNA polymerase II-specific; DNA binding
Source: RefSeq, a predicted model, not a curated record